Molecule: messenger RNA, 593 nt
Organism: Mastomys coucha (southern multimammate mouse)
Lineage: Eukaryota; Metazoa; Chordata; Mammalia; Rodentia; Muridae
Gene: Ndufa5
Product: NADH:ubiquinone oxidoreductase subunit A5
Exons: 5
Coding region: 140-490 (116 amino acids)
Biological process (GO): respiratory electron transport chain
Source: RefSeq, a predicted model, not a curated record
GUGGGGCUUACCCCUACCCCGCCCGAAAGGUUGGAGCCAAGUGGUUUCUUAGGCGACGCGGGAGCCGCAUCUACGCUCGAUUGAGCGGGCCUGGGAAAGGUUCCCAGAGGGCUGUGCGCUGGAGGCUUUGGGAGCUGUCAUGGCGGGCUUGCUGAAGAAGACUACCGGCCUGGUGGGACUGGCGGUGUGCGACACUCCUCACGAGAGGCUAACAAUAUUGUAUACAAAGAUUCUUGAUCUUCUGAAGCACUUUCCUAAACAUGCAGCCUAUAGAAAAUACACCGAGCAGAUCACCAAUGAGAAGCUGGAUAUGGUCAAGGCGGAACCAGAUGUUAAAAAAUUAGAAAACUUGCUUCAGGGUGGUGAAGUAGAAGAGGUGAUUCUUCAGGCUGAAAAAGAAUUAAGUCUGGCAAGAAAAAUGUUGCAGUGGAAGCCAUGGGAGCCAUUGCUGGAAGAACCACCUGCUGACCAGUGGAAGUGGCCAAUAUGAUGACAGUGUCUGAUGAUGGAUGUGAAAUACGUAAUAAAUGUUCUGUGAUGGCUAAAAUGUAUCCAUGUUAUUGACUUUUUAAUUAAAAGAAAUAGUUUAUGUG